AUGGAUGAUGAUGAUGAUGAUGAUGAUGAUGAUGAUGAUGAUGAUGAUGAUGAUGAUGAUGAUGAUGAUGAUGAUGAUGAUGAUGAUGAUGAUGAUGAUGAUGAUGAUGAUGAUGAUGAUGAUGAUGAUGAUGAUGAUGAUGAUGAUGAUGAUGAUGAUGAUGAUGAUGAUGAUGAUGAUGAUGAUGAUGAUGAUGAUGAUGAUGAUGAUGAUGAUGAUGAUGAUGAUGAUGAUGAUGAUGAUGAUGAUGAUGAUGAUGAUGAUGAUGAUGAUGAUGAUGAUGAUGAUGAUGAUGAUGAUGAUGAUGAUGAUGAUGAUGAUGAUGAUGAUGAUGAUGAUGAUGAUGAUGAUGAUGAUGAUGAUGAUGAUGAUGAUGAUGAUGAUGAUGAUGAUGAUGAUGAUGAUUGA
Molecule: messenger RNA, 408 nt
Organism: Schistosoma bovis
Lineage: Eukaryota; Metazoa; Platyhelminthes; Trematoda; Strigeidida; Schistosomatidae
Source: the annotation of a GenBank genome assembly